Molecule: messenger RNA, 1236 nt
Organism: Aspergillus mulundensis
Lineage: Eukaryota; Fungi; Ascomycota; Eurotiomycetes; Eurotiales; Aspergillaceae
Exons: 1
Coding region: 1-1236 (411 amino acids)
Source: RefSeq, a predicted model, not a curated record
AUGGCCCAGGAGUCCCUGUGGAUCGGCCAGACGGCACUGGCCCAUUUGGCUGAGGAAUCCCCAAACAACAUCACCGCCGAGCUUCUUCGCGAGCAAGCAGAGACCUGCCAAACCAAGUUCAAUGCCCUCGUCUCAAAGCUCCCCGCUUACUUCGAGGAGUCAGUCGUCUCCCUGUGGAAGGUCGAACACUCCCGCUUCGAAGCCUGGGUUCGCAGCAUCCCCUCAGACGAACGCCUCCAGGGCCUCCUGAACAACCUCCUCCGCAUGUCCUCGCCGUCCCAUAAGACGCAGCCAAUUUUCAGAACUAUGAAAUUGAUGGACUACUUCGUUAACAGCACCAUCUCCAUCGUGGGUAUUUCCACCCCAAUCAGCCUAGCAAACACCGGAGCCCAUGGCAUCCCCGCCCCAUCACGACCAGGUACAGUCCUGGCCGAAGACUACUGCCUCCUCGUCCGCGGGCACAUCUCCACCCUCAUCACCCUGCUCGAGGAACUCUUCACCUUCACCGAAGGCAUCACAAAGUCCCCCCGCGACGAGGCACUCACCAAGUACCUCGCCGCCCUGGACAAACACCGUCUGAUAACGAAGCUACCGCACGCCACACUCGAACUCGUCCAGCGCGUCGCAGCCAAUAUCUCCGAGCGCCGCAUCACCCUGACCCUCCGCCACGAGCGCGCUCGGGACGGCGUCCGCCCCGCAACCCGCCCAACACCCGCCGGCUGCCUUCCACGUCCCACCCGAGCCAAGGACCUCCCCCCGAACGGCCCCAUCACGUUCGACUGCCCCUACUGCCUGACGACCGUGACCGUCCGCGACAGGUUCGCCUGGAACGAGCACCUGUACACUGACAUCCAGCCGUACGUGUGCAUAUUCGCCGACUGCGACACGCCGCUGCGCCGUUGGUCCAGCCGCCAGGGGUGGUUGAACCACAUCGUGAGCCGACACGGAAGCAAGCAGGAGGACCCUCACCGGGACGCGGAGGGCGAGCAGAGAUCCCCAGCAGCCUUUCUGGCGAAGAAUACCUGUCCGUUCUGUGAUCUGGGCGUUGAGGACUUGAAAUUGGCACCUCCUUGUGUGGGAAUGGCCUGGCACAUCGAGUUCCAUCUCGAAGAGCUCAGCCAGAUGAUCUUCGUUGGCCCGGUUGAGAAGAUCAAGGAUUAUGAUCCGGUUGUUCCGGCUCGGCUUCGUUCUGGGCGCCCUGGUAAUCCGUUGCUUUGGGCUUUGAUGGAUUGUUAG